Messenger RNA from Durusdinium trenchii, 1467 nucleotides. The record is from the annotation of a GenBank genome assembly. Lineage: Eukaryota; Dinophyceae; Suessiales; Symbiodiniaceae.
AUGCCUUCUCUUUCGAGCCAUGAGAAGGAGCUGCGGUUUGCGCUGCUUUCCAUGUUUCCAUCCGCCGGGCUGAAGGAGGUGAGUGAAGCUGCACGUAGCGGCCACUUCGAUGUCGCCGUGGAGAUUUUGCGUGCUGCAGAACGGGCGGAGCCGGUCGACCAUCCGCCGGUGUCGGUGUCAGCGGAGCCGGUCGAGCCGGCGUCUGCGGAGCCGGUCGAGCCGGUGACCCAAAAAAGUCAGGAUGCUCCAGAAGAGGGGCCCAUUCGGAAGUUUGACCCUGCCAGAGUUGGCACUGGGAACUUGGGCUUGGAAUCUGAUGUGGGUAUAUCUCCUGAAGUCCUGACAGAAGCCCUCGCUGCAGCAGCGUCAGAAGAAGCAGAAGGAUCCCAGAAGCAGAGUCAGCAGAGCAAACAUCCUGGGGCACGAGGAGGAUAUAACACACAGGAUGGUUGGGAAAUUCGGUGUCAUGUUGAUUAUUCUCGGACUUGCCAAUCUUUGAGAACGCUUCGUUCGCCCCAAUCAAAGAUUGAAGAAGCAGCCAAAAUUAUCCUUCAACACGUGGGUACAGACAACACAGCAGCGUUCGCUGCCGCUUGUUUCGAGAGAAUGGUGCAGAGGGAGCAGGAGAUGGAUGAUGACUUUUGUGUUUUCUACCAUCACUACAACGAUGCUGCCUUGCUCUAUGAGGUGCAAGCGGAGAUAGCCCGAUAUGCCUUCGACUUGCCCGACACCUUUGCACCGCUACCGCGUGUUUUGCUGGGUCACUUUACAAAUGCCACUCUGGAGAAACUUAAGCUUUCCUAUGCAGCUAUCAAGGGUCAGGAUCAUGAUCCAUGGUUUCGAUCCUUAGCAAUCUCUGCCUCUCCCACCCUCUUUGCAUUUGGCUCUGAAGCCCCACCUCUACGUUGCUUUCGACAAGGCUAUGGGUGCGGUGUCUCGUUCCGCGAGUUGAUCACUAAUCUCCUCAAAGAUGUGUGCUGGAUCCAGGGUGCAAAGGCUCAAGAUGUGGUACAUGAGUUGAGCAUGAUUGGGGCACAAUUUGGCCUUCAAGUGGGUGGCUACAGCCACAAAGCCUGCCCUGCGCUCAAGAGCCUGGGUGGGCACAUGCUCCAGAUCUUCAUCUCCAAGAAGGUCGUAAAGAACUAUGUCUACCACAGCAGGCCUUUUGGAAUUCCCAUCGAAACUGAACUAGAUCUUUGGCUUGCGAAUCCUGAAGCCGUGGGCCAAAAGCUGGAUGGCCAGGUGCGAAUCCUUUUUGACCCGGAACUCUUCCUUUCCGGCAACGGUCACCUGUUUCAUUACUGCGGAGAUUGGCAGUUUCUGGGCGGCAAUGAAGAGAUGAAGGACUCUCGUGCAGCCUGCGUGGCAAAGAUCAGACGUGUUCUGGAACCGAUAUUGAGAACGGUUCCCGUCCAAGAGAUCCAGAGGCGGCUGCGCAAUCCCGGCCAGGCAAAGUCAAAGAAGUAA